This is a messenger RNA of Heterostelium album PN500, 456 nucleotides long. RefSeq names its product carbohydrate-binding domain-containing protein. Lineage: Eukaryota; Evosea; Eumycetozoa; Acytosteliales; Acytosteliaceae. Gene Ontology annotation, biological process: extracellular matrix organization. Gene Ontology annotation, molecular function: carbohydrate binding; extracellular matrix structural constituent. Bases 1 to 456 code for a protein of 151 amino acids. The transcript has a single exon. Gene Ontology annotation, cellular component: extracellular matrix. The record is from RefSeq and is a predicted model, not a curated record.
AUGAAGAUUAUUUUUGCUCUUUUUGUCUUGAUGACUGUUGCUUUUUCGAGUGCUCACUACAUGUGUGGUCCAAACUUCUGUAAUCCAAAUUACAGUUGUGUUUUUGACGGACACAAUCACGGAUGUAUCUACGGAUGUGGUGAAAUGGUCACCCUUACCCAACACGUUGUCAAGGAAUGGAAUGUUGACUCACAACACUACGUCCAGGUCGAAGUCUCCAUUACCAACCACGGACCACACAAUGUCAACAAUGUCGUAAUUGGUGCUGCUGACGGUACUUUGAACUUGAGAGAUCAAACCAGUGGUUCAAUCUGGAACAUCCAAUGUCUCAGCUCCAAUGACUUCACUCUCCCAUCUGCCACCCCAACCAUCAACGUCGGUCAAACCUUCAAAUUCGGUUACAUUAACAAGAACUGUAUGGCCAACCUCUACAUUAAGAACAUUCAUUACUGUUAA